UCGCGACGUUCAGUUCUUUUUGUUUGUCCGAAGCGUUUGCUAGUUUUUCGCGCUUGUCGAGGAGGAAAAAGGGGGCGGAAAAUAAGUUUAAUUAAAUAUUUCGAGUGCCCCGACUAACGCGGUAAUUAAGUGAAUGUGCAAGACGUGAGUGUAAUCGUAAAUACAUACUCGUCGUACGAUAAAAAAAGCUUUUUGGAAGCGUCCUGUGAUGGAGAAACGUGUGAGAGAUUGUGCAAAAAAUCAAUUCAAAAUGUAAGGCGAAUCCUCGGUGGAUUUCCCAGCUGAAGAAACGCAACCAAAGAAGCUGCCAGUCCUCAAAACGGCACUCUGCCGACACUCAGCCUCAAAGUUCCUCACAACCUCAUACCAGUGAACUCAAAAACUAAAGCCAAAUGACUGCCAACAGUCUGCUAGGAAGGUCCUUACUCAAUGAAGGACGCUCGAACAAGCGAUCGUUUGUGUCCCUGAUUGUGGGACUGGUCGUGGGAUUCUGCCUGGCCGAGCUGUUCGUGUACUCCUCCACGCCGGAACGCAGCGAAUUCAUGCCGUACGAUGGACACCGGCACGGUGAUGUCAACGACGCCCAUCACAGCCACGACAUGAUGGAGAUGUCGGGGCCGGAGCAGGAUGUCGGGGGCCACGAGCACGUCCACGAGAACUCGACCAUUGCGGAGAAACUGUACAGCGAGGUGCGAGUGCUCUGCUGGAUCAUGACCAAUCCGAGCAAUCACCAGAAGAAGGCGCGCCACGUGAAGCGGACCUGGGGCAAGCGCUGCAACAAGCUGAUCUUCAUGAGCUCGGCCAAGGAUGACGAGCUAGAUGCGGUGGCCCUGCCCGUGGGCGAGGGUCGCAACAACCUGUGGGGCAAGACGAAGGAGGCCUACAAGUAUAUCUACGAGCACCAUAUCAACGACGCCGAUUGGUUCCUGAAGGCCGACGACGACACCUACACGAUAGUGGAGAACAUGCGCUACAUGCUGUAUCCGUACAACCCGGAAACUCCCGUCUACUUUGGCUGCAAGUUCAAGCCGUACGUGAAACAGGGCUACAUGUCCGGCGGUGCCGGAUACGUCCUCAGCCGGGAGGCAGUGCGUCGCUUUGUGGUCGAAGCCCUGCCCAAUCCGAAGCUGUGCAAGGCGGAUAACACGGGUGCGGAAGACGUCGAGAUUGGCAAGUGCCUACAGAAUGUCAAGGUCCUGGCGGGCGACUCCCGGGACUCCAACGGACGGGGCCGCUUCUUUCCAUUCGUUCCGGAGCACCAUCUGAUCCCGGCGCACACGGACAAGAAGUUCUGGUACUGGCAGUACAUCUUCUACAAGACCGAUGAGGGCCUGGACUGCUGCUCGGACAACGCCAUUUCCUUCCACUACGUCUCCCCCAAUCAAAUGUAUGUGCUGGACUAUCUAAUCUACCAUCUGAGGCCCUACGGCAUUAUAAACACGCCGGAUGCAUUGCCCAAUAAAUUGGGCGUGGGCGAACUGAUGCCCGUGCCUAAGGAGCAGCAAACGGAGAGCUCGAGUGAUGGGGUCUCUAAGAGAUCCGUCGAGGCAAAGACGCAAUAAUAGAGACAUUUGGAUACACUCUUAAUGUAUAUAGAUAGCAUUUGUAUAUAUUUAUAGAUAAUUGUGUAUUCCCACAUAAUGUAUCACUAUAAGCCAUUCUAGCAUUGCCAUUACUAUUUUUAUAAACAUAAAUCUAAUUUAAGUCGUCGGUCCUUUGAUUUAUUUGCAUUUCCUCAAUGUCCCCGAAAGGUUUCGUUUGGGCUCUAUUGCAGAGCUCGUUCCUUUUGUAAAAAUACCAAACCUAGGUAUAAUUUAGAUCUGUUACUAUAGUUUGUAAUUAAAUCUAGGUUGUACAAUUACAAAAAUCAUCACUAAUAGGGCGCAUUCACUAUUCUACUCUAGUUUUCCAUCGUUGAGUUAGCCACAUGCAUAUUUAUAAGUCGCCUAAGUAAUUCCUAUACAUAUGUAGCUAUAAAUAGAUAUAUCUCUUUUGUGAUUGAGAUUAUUACGUAUUAUAGAUAUUAAUCUUCUACAAGUUUAAAAAUGUAUUAAAUAAAAUGCAAAUGUAUUACAGAAGAA
Molecule: messenger RNA, 2081 nt
Organism: Drosophila rhopaloa
Lineage: Eukaryota; Metazoa; Arthropoda; Insecta; Diptera; Drosophilidae
Gene: C1GalTA
Product: glycoprotein-N-acetylgalactosamine 3-beta-galactosyltransferase 1
Exons: 4
Coding region: 393-1562 (389 amino acids)
Cellular component (GO): membrane
Molecular function (GO): N-acetylgalactosaminide beta-1,3-galactosyltransferase activity
Source: RefSeq, a predicted model, not a curated record